GCGGUUCAUUCCCCCAUGGAAAAGGCGAAGAUGGCGGAGCUGGAGAGCUUGGAGACGGCGGCGGAACACGAGAGGAUCCUGCGGGAGAUCGAGAGCACCGACACGGCUUGCAUCGGCCCCACGCUCAGGUCUGUGUACGACGGCGAAGAACACAGUCGGUUCAUGGAGAAACUGGAAGCGCGAAUCAGAAACCAUGAUCGUGAGAUUGAGAAAAUGUGCAAUUUCCAUUACCAGGGUUUUGUGGACUCCAUCACGGAGCUGCUGAAGGUUAGAGGAGAAGCUCAGAAACUAAAGAAUCAAGUGACGGACACCAACCGAAAGCUGCAGAAUGAAGGGAAAGAAUUGAUAAUAGCGAUGGAAGAGUUGAAGCAAUGCCGGUUGCAACAGAGGAAUAUUUCGGCAACGGUCGAUAAGCUUACGCUGUGUCUUCCUGUCCUGGAGAUGUACAGCAAACUGCGGGAGCAAAUGAAAUCUAAAAGGCACUACCCUGCGCUCAAGACCCUGGAGCACCUUGAACACACGUAUCUGCCCCAAGUGAGCCAUUACCGCUUCUGCAAGAUCAUGGUGGAUAAUAUUCCAAAGCUGCGUGAAGAGAUCAAAGAAGUUUCCAUGUCGGACCUCAAGGAUUUCCUGGAGAGCAUCCGGAAGCAUUCGGACAAGAUUGGAGAAACGGCAAUGAAACAGGCACAGCAGCAAAGAAACCUGGACAAUAUUGUGUCGCAGCAUCCCAGGAUAAGCGCGGGGAAGAAAUCCAAGAAAGAAGUCUUGGCAAGCUCUGAUCUGGAGGUAAAAACCACUAGCCCCAUGUCUGAGCAAGAUUCGGGUAUCCUGGAUGUUGAAGAUGAGGAUGAGGAUGAAGAGGUGCCCGGGGCCCAGGACUUGGUGGACUUCUCGCCGGUGUACCGAUGCCUGCACAUAUAUUCCGUCCUGGGUGCCCGAGAAACCUUUGAGAACUACUAUCGGAAGCAGAGAAGAAAACAAGCCCGAUUGGUCUUGCAACCACCUUCAAACAUGCAUGAAACUCUAGACGGCUACAGGAAGUAUUUCAAUCAAAUUGUAGGUUUUUUUGUAGUUGAAGAUCACAUCUUGCAUACUACGCAGGGCUUGGUAAAUCGAGCCUAUAUUGAUGAGCUGUGGGAGAUGGCGUUAUCAAAAACCAUCGCAGCGCUAAGGACGCAUUCAUCCUACUGCUCAGACCCGAGCCUGGUGUUAGACUUGAAGAACCUCAUUGUCCUCUUUGCAGAUACACUCCAGGGAUAUGGCUUCCCGGUGAACCAGCUCUUUGACAUGCUCUUGGAGAUCCAAGACCAGUAUAGUGAAACCCUACUGAAGAAAUGGUCAGGAGUUUUCAGGAACAUACUUGACUCUGAUAACUACAGUCCCAUCCCAGUGACGAGUGAAGACGUUUAUAAGAAAAUAGUUGGCCAGUUUCCAUUCCAGGAUUCUGAACUUGAAAAGCAACCGUUUCCAAAGAAGUUCCCCUUUUCGGAAUUUGUGCCUAAAGUUUACAAUCAGAUUAAGGAAUUCAUCUACGCCUGCCUGAAGUUUUCAGAAGACCUUCACCUGAGCUCCACUGAAGUUGAUGAUAUGAUUCGAAAAUCUACGAAUCUGCUGCUGACCCGAACGCUGAGCAACUGUUUACAGAACGUCAUCAAGAGGAAAAACGUUGGGCUGACAGAGCUUGUACAGAUCAUUAUAAAUACGACCCAUUUGGAGAAAUCCUGCAAAUUCCUCGAAGAAUUCAUAACCAACAUCACUAAUGUUCUUCCAGAAACUGUCCACACUACAAAACUGUACGGGACUACAACCUUCAAGGAUGCCCGCCAUGCUGCUGAGGAGGAGAUUUACACUAACCUGAACCAGAAGAUAGACCAAUUCUUACAGUUGGCAGACUACGACUGGAUGGCCAUGGAGCCGGGCAGCAAGGCUAGCGACUACCUUGUAGACCUCAUCGGCUUUCUCCGCAGCACGUUUGCUGUGUUCACUCAUCUCCCGGGGGAUGUAGAUGUCCACUCUACCAUGUCGGGGAAGGUGGCGCAGACGGCGUGCAUGUCGGCAUGCAAACACCUCUCCACCUCGCUGAUGCAGCUGCUGCUGGAAGCCGAAGUGCGUCAGCUGACUCUGGGCGCCUUGCAACAGUUCAACCUGGACGUGGAGGAGUGUGAACAGUUUGCCAGAUCCGGCCCAGUGCCUGGGUUCCAAGGGGACACGCUGCAGUUGGCCUUCAUCGACUUGAGACAACUCUUGGAUCUGUUCAUCCAGUGGGACUGGUCAACGUAUUUGGCUGACUACGGGCAACCCACGUGCAAGUAUCUCCGUGUGAACCCAAUGACAGCCCUCAUCCUGCUGGAAAAGAUGAGAGACACGAGCCGAAAAAACAACGUUUUUGCCCAGUUUCGGAAAAAUGAGAGGGACAAACAGAAGCUGAUCGACACUGUGGCCAAGCAGCUCCGCAGCCUGAUCAACAGCCAUCACUCAUGAGGGACUUGGAGACCUCCUGCACCUCAGCCUUCCACACGCCUGGACUUGGGAUUCUUGUUCAAAGAGAAUAUAUGUAUUUUUGUAUUCACCUGUAUAGUAUUCAUGAAACCUACCCUGAUGACAAAAUGUUCCUUAGCAAACAAUCCCGGGAAGAGAGGCGGCACUGUUCGUGAAGGUGGUGGCAGGAGUGUCCUGUUAUAAACUCCUAUUUUCAGGGGUUUAUAAAGUGAUGGUAAACCCCGAAGCCCGAGGGAGAAGUUCACACCCCGACUUAUGUUCUUGGCUUCCUUUCGUUAACUUAUUCAGUCACGGAAGACAAAAUAGAGGGAGGAGUUGUGAUUUCAGGUUCUUUCAUAGGCUCUGGUACAAGGAGUAGAUGUUUUGGAAGGUCACACAUGAGCUUGUCUUGCCAACUUGCAUAUUGGAUUUAGGCCGGAAAAGAGGCAAAUUGACUUCCCAACUUUCUUCUCUUUCCUGGAAGGGCUGAUUUCCACCAUAGGCUGUAGAUUGCUGGAGUUCCAACCCUUUCCCACCUCAGCCUAGCCACCCCCUGAGCUCCACCUCUAGAUCCUACUGAUGGCUUUUGGACCUGCACUGAAUGUCGAAGGGCUUCAAGAACUGCCUCGUUGAUUAGAUUUGGCUCAUCUGGCGCUGGCAUGGUGCUUCUGGAAUCCAGCAGGAGAGGAGGGAUGCUCAGCAGGAACGGUGCAAAGGCAGGCUGGAUUCUCCUGGUGUCCAGAGCACUCCGUUCAGGUUCUUUUCUUCUCCUUGCACCUCUUUUCCAUGCUGAUGUCCCAUCUUCCCUCUCCUCCUGACACAGUGCAAUGGGGUGAAGUCCUUCUGCAUCCUGCGUGUGCUCUGGCUUGUGUUGCACAAGAGUGGCCCUACAAACCCACCGCUGGCCAGGACACUGAGCAGGAACCUCCUGGAUGUCCCUGAAGCAAGAGAUGCCCCACAGAGCCGCAUCGCCCAGCACCUCCCAGCUCAGAAAGUGCCUAUGGACAAAAUUCCCCUCUCUCUUCUGGAGGUCCCCAAACAUCCUCUGCUCAAAUCGAGACACCCUUGAGGAGGACGAUAACUUUCCCAACAGGACUUUAAUCACAGGGUUCAGGUUACAGAGAGAGGGGAUUUUUGCCCUUAUCUUCUCGUUACCCUUUUGACUGUAAUUACUGCAGAUGAAAGCUUAUCCAGCUGGUUCCCCUACCUCCCAAACCCUGAUGUUAAAGGGAAUUAGAGUCUCCCUGGUGUGUGUUACAGCUCUGGAAGAGCCACGAGCCAUACCUGUUUUCUACCCUUGUUCAAGAGCGCUGGAUGCUCAGCUCUCAAACCGCUCCUGGAGGCAGAGAAGGGGGUUUGUUGCCUAUGGAGCAACAUCCCUUCUCAUUCCCCUCCCUGGGUGCAGAUUCCCAAAGCUGUGGAGGGGCAGAGCAUGUAGGAACAUCACCACAUGGCAUUUGCAGAAGAGCGGCAGCAUUUUCUUGGCCCAUUUGCUCUCUGUCCAUGUGCAAUUUUUGCCGUGUGGUUCUUGCCUGCGGAGGUCUUCUGAUGUUCAAGCUCUGGAUGGACAAAGGAGAUCUUCUCUCCUUGUUCCUCAGCAAUACUUGAUUCCUUGUUUUCUUUUUGAUAGGCAUACGUGUUAAUUAAGUCAAUAGGCACAUUGUGGGGCUGCCACCCCAGCAGUUUCCAGCCAUGAGGACCAGGGGAUUAUUUGCAUUAAGAGGAGGGAAGAGCCAAAUGUGGCUUCACGGUUCCUCGCUUUUGGGAGAGGGAAUCAGAGGUUGCUUUCUUCUCAACUCCUCUUUGAAGUACAUGUAUGAAGGAUGGAGGGGAAAAAGCAGCUGAAUGAAAGUUGGUGUUAGUGUGGCAAGAAAGGGAUUGUCUUUGUAGAUACAUCUACAGAUGACCAGGCAAAGGCCAGAAAGGGACUAUCUUUGUAGAUACAUCUACAGAUGAUCCAGUUUUUGGAGGGACAAGUAAAAAUGAGCUCAGUCCAUUCCCUGCUGGGACCGCUUUCCUGCUCCUCAUAAUGCUGGAUCUAAGUGUAGAUCAGCCUGGUGGCUUCACUACAUCCCCUGUGAGCUCCAGCUCUGUGUUGGCAUUCCAUGAAGAUAAAAUUGUCCGGCUUGCUGGACUCUUGUAGGAGAUGAAUUGCUGGGGAAAGGAAGCAGAGCCCUCCUCAUGGUCCUGGCAGUGAUGGGAGACCCCUCAGCCUUCCAGCCAAGAUGCAUCCCAUGAGCCUGAGGACCACAAGGCACUAUUAUUCCUCCUCCCCAUCCCUUAGCAGUGCCACUAUGGGACAGAUGUGGGGCCAGGAGCUUAAAGGGGGGUGCAAAAUCAGGUGGGGUGGGCUGAUUCAGAGCUGCUACCCGGAGGAUCCAAAGGUGUUGGUAGCAGGAGAAGCUCCAAUCCACAGGAGGCUUCAGUUGAGGGCCAUUAAAUAGUAAGAAGCACUUUAGAAUCCUUCAAAAUCAAGCUGCUACAGAUGCUGGCAAUGGCGCUGCUGAGCAUCAGCGAGCAUGACAAAUAAGGCGCUCUGGCACUUCCAGGUUUUAUUAGUGGGAGGAUAGACUGUCAAACACAAUUUUUAAUCGCUUUUGUCAGCCGCUGGCUUGGCUGCCGGGCGAGGCGGUACCUUUGCAGCCGGGAGGCUUUUUCUCUUCUCCAAGCUAGGAUGGAGGGAGGAGGAGCAGGCAGCGCCCGGCAGCAUCGCCUCCGCUCACCGAGACACGGGGACCAGGCUUUGUGCUGUCGGUGCGAGCAGAAAAACGCAUCUAGCUGUGCUGCCGCCUCGAAAUUCCACUUUUAUGCCCCUAAGGGAUGACCCCUGUAUUGCGUUGCACAAGUUAUUCCCAGAUAAAAUUCCCAAAGCAGCUGGAUCUCAGGGCAAGACCUUGUUUCAGAGCCUCCAGCUACUUUCCAAUCUUCUCCAUCCCAUAACUGAGCUAUCCCACCCAUCUCCACUGAGCUUUCUUUAGGAGAGGAGCGACACGGCGUUGCCCUGCCUGCCCAGAAGGGAUUUCCUCGCUCCUUUGAGCUCUGUUUGGAGAAGCCGGGCUUGGAAUCCUUCACACCAACUUCUGGCGCUCAGGACUCGCUGCUGGGAAAGUCAAAGUCGGCCAAGGGAAGAGAUUCAGGGAGUUUCUGAUUUCGGAGGUCAAGCGCCUAACCGCAAGUCACAGAACGGGAUAAAAAAUGGCAUUUUUGGUGCUCUGGUCCUAAUUAAAAACUUUUUGUUCUGCGCGAUGCAGUCCCAUCCCUUCAAAAUAAAAAUUAAUCUUUGAAACAGAUUGCUUAAAAAGCCCUGGAAGAUGUUUAAAAUCCCCUCUAAAUCUCUUCCUAAUGAUCGGUGUCGUCCAAUACGGAUGGGAUUGCUUAGGAGGGAGAGGUUGUUGCUAUAAAUUUACAAAGAAGGGGUGGGAAAUAGAAGCAGAACCCGCUCUGUUGUUGAAGAUAUGCGACCCCCAAACCAAAUAACGCUGCUAUUAACACCUCCAUCUCCAUACCUUGAACCUUCCUUAGGGUUCUUUUUGGCUGGAGAAAAAGCUGGGUCAUUCCCCAACCCAGCAAACAUAGUGGGAAAAAAGGAUUAUGAAGAAAAAAGGCAACUUUGGAUUCCGGAGACGGAUCGACACAUCUCAUCUUAUUUAUAACCUUCAAGGGCUUUGCAAGGCAGCCCAGGGAGGGGCAAUAAUUUUAUGGAAGGUCUCUAAUGCGCUAACUCGCAGCCUAAGCUCUACCUAAACAUUAUGGGAAGAGCCUGUGUUGGACAUAAGCGCGUGUGAAGCUGUGGGAGAGAUUUUUCCGGGUGGUUUUCUUAUCCCUAGGGCUGGAGUUCAAGUCAGAUGCUCGUAGCGAUGUUGCACUUUGUUCUCCAUCCAACCACAACUCCAGGCGAUGCGGCAUGGGAGAGAAGCUGGCCAGUGCUUUGUUGGAGGGGCUGUUUUGGUUUGGUUUUCUUCAAAACUUGGCUGGUUUUGUGCUGCUCUGCAAACAGAGGUUUGGGCAGAAGGAGGAGGUGGUUGCGUGCUGGCCCCAAACUGUUGGCAAGAUGCUGGAAGGCAGCGUGGAGGCUGAGAUGGAGCUGGGACCACUCCGGUGGCAUUGGCUGCUGUCGGCGCCUUCUGCACCGAAGCGGUUUUUAGAGUAAAAUCCUUUACCCCCCCAGUGCAGCGAUAAUGGGAAGUGGCAAGUGAGGGAGGUUUGUGGUAGGAUUCCCUCCAGCAUCCCUUCAAACCCCAGGCAGAGACAUCUUCAGUGGCUUCCUACCUGUCUGCCCCACCUCCAUUUAGCUUUUCCCUUUAGUUCUGUGUUGGGUUCGGUGCUUUUUUGGACCAUCAAGUGGUUUGGAGCAUCCAGCCACCCUCCCACACCCUGCCUGGGUUCACAUCCCAUCCCCGGAUGCCGUGGGGUUGCUGGGAUCUCUGUGACCCGUUUCUUAUGGCUUUGUGGUGCCCAUAAACCCGUGUGUCCUUCCCUCCCCCGACUUGACUCGUGUUGUAGGGUGUGGGGAACUCAAAAGGAACACAACUCACAUAUCCGUCUUACAAAUGACUUCAAGAUGGGGCCAUCUCUGCCAUCAGCUUCGAGGGAAGUGACCUAUAGACACUGUGUUCUGGGUGGGAUUCACCCCAAAAAUGCUGGAUGGAGAGGAGGAGCUUUAGGGUGUGACCUGGGGAGGAUUUGAUGGGCUUCAUCUCCAAAGCUGCUGCUGGUCUGCUCUGCUCUGGUCACGCUUGGUCCUUAGGACAAGACUGGGGGAGUUUUGGCUGAAGUGAGCGUCCACCCACCUGCAGCUUCUCCAGCUCCAGGGGCAGCACCCCAAAACCUCUGCAAGAAGCUCAGGGUUGGGCUUCUGGAAUCCACUUCCCAUUCCUUUCUGCCUUGGCUCAUCCUUCUGACUUUCUUUUGACAUGAAAACCCAUCCAAGCCCUCCUCCCCAUCCCUCCCUGUCCUCUGGCUGCUUGUGUUGCCUUUUCUCUUUAUUUUUUUCGGGAGGGGGGGGGGGGGAAAGGACAUGUUUUUGUAAACUAAUGUGGUGAAAACAGCUUUUUUUGCACAAGUCGUUGCACAAUAAGGGGAAAAAUUAGUAAAUUAGGUUUAACUUUAAAGGGAAUUUUUUUUUUUCCUUAAAACUCACUAGCAGAGCUACUGAUGAAGAGAAGAAAAGAAGAGAUGGACUGAUUAAAACAUGGACUGCAUGGUUUACAGGUUCAAUUGCGUUAGAAAUUAGCAUGUUGAUUCCGACUGUACAUUUAUCCUAUUGUAACUUCAAUUAAACAA
Cuculus canorus (common cuckoo) is the source of this 7761-nucleotide messenger RNA. RefSeq names its product exocyst complex component 6B (gene EXOC6B). The coding region runs from base 16 to 2481 and encodes 821 amino acids. NCBI's taxonomy places the organism in Eukaryota, Metazoa, Chordata, Aves, Cuculiformes, Cuculidae. The transcript is spliced from 23 exons. The record is from RefSeq and is a predicted model, not a curated record. Gene Ontology annotation, biological process: Golgi to plasma membrane transport; exocytosis; intracellular protein transport. Gene Ontology annotation, cellular component: membrane; exocyst.